Messenger RNA from Neofelis nebulosa (Clouded leopard), 1869 nucleotides. Its product is annotated as UL16-binding protein 1-like. Bases 293 to 1075 code for a protein of 260 amino acids. The transcript is spliced from 4 exons. Gene Ontology annotation, biological process: positive regulation of T cell mediated cytotoxicity; antigen processing and presentation of endogenous peptide antigen via MHC class Ib; antigen processing and presentation of endogenous peptide antigen via MHC class I via ER pathway, TAP-independent. Lineage: Eukaryota; Metazoa; Chordata; Mammalia; Carnivora; Felidae. The record is from RefSeq and is a predicted model, not a curated record. Gene Ontology annotation, cellular component: external side of plasma membrane.
UUUUAAUGCCAUUUGUAUUCCUCACGCCCUAGGUCCAGUGUGGAUCAGCAAGAAGAGUCUGCUCAUUAAAUAGAACGGCACUGGGAAUCUGCAAACUUCCAAGAACCCUUGCCCGAUUUUUCCGGACGCGUGCGAGCGCAGAGGUCCUGCCCAGCCAGGUGAGGGAGGGAGCGUGGGGCGGGGCAAAGCCAAGGUUCUGCGCUGCAGGGUAGUAACUCAGCUCUCCCGGCGCUCCCGCCCCGUGCACACGCGGCUCCGCCGCACUGGGCUCGUCCCGGGGCUCCGGGUCGAGAUGGCGCUCAUUGCGGCCACCAACUUCGGACUUGGCCUCCUGGUCCUGUUUGUGCUGUCCGACUGCACCUGCGGGGCGCGAGGCGGAGGUGAGUUCCUGGGCGCGGCGCGCGAGAAGACAGAUGCUCUUUCUCCUGCCUUUGAAUUCCCCAUCACAGCGAAGCCCAAUCCUGGACAACCAUGGUGUGAGAUUCGAGGCAAGGUCAAUGGAAACACGUUUCUGUAUUAUGCCUGUGGGAACAAGAAGGUCGAAGUCUUUGGUCCUCUGGGGAGGAAUGUGAAUGACAUAGUGUUUUGGGAGAGACAGACGGAAACUCUGAAAGACCUGGCAGAAGAGCUCAAGAAGAAACUACUUGACUGGAAACCAGCGGAUUUUACACCCAGUCAUUCUCUCUCCCUGCAGGGCAGGAUGGUGUGUGUGCGUGGGGACAACGGACGCACCAGCGGAUCCUGGGAGUUUGACAUCAAUGAACAGAUAUCCUACUUCUUUAACUCAGAGAGUGGAAAUUGGACACUUCGUCCUAGAGGCCGACAGAUAAAGGCCUCAUGGGAGAGUGACAGAGAUUUGACCAAUACCCUCAUGAAGAUCUCAGUUGGAGAUUGUAACAAGUGGCUUGAGCGAAUAUUGGUGCACUGGGAUGAACUGUGGGAGACAACAGCCCCGCCAGGCUCGCAGCAAGUCACGGCCCAGUCCGGGGCCACGGCCCUCACACCCAUCACCUGGAUCCUCCCUGUGAUUCUCAGCUGCUUAAUCAUAAUUGGCAUCCAAGGUAGAGUCUUUUAGAGUGACAGGUACUGAGAGCAGAUGGAGCGGGAAGGGAGGGGCAGAUGGCCUGGUGUGAGGACAGGGACAGGUGACUCCCCCGCCCGACCCUGCCCACUCACUGAACCUUGUCAUCACAGAAGUGAGACGAGGUGAUGAGUUCCCCUGUCAGUUGUUAGCAGCAACGUGGACAAGCUCAGCCCUGAGUUGUCAUAAGGCCUCACUGUUAAGGCCGCUGGGAAAGGGGAGGGGCCCCCCAAUGCAUAAGGCCUGUUGACGCUAAGGAGAUCUAGCAAGGUCAGGCCUGACUGAGACCUGAUUCUAGGUUGAAGAGAGUCAAUUUGGCCCAGUGCGGGUGGUGUGCGGGGAGAGGGACACACAGCUUGGGCAGUACUCACAUUGGAGCACGAGAGGCGUGGUGGCUCCACGUGAUGUCUCAGGGGAGGCGACUCCAUCCAGGGGCCUACGAGGAGAGGCACCAGUGUCUGUUCCGGGGGAGGGAGUGGGAAGGCCGGGCAGAGGCAACUCCAAAGCCUGGAGUUGAGUGCUGUGUUCCCCCAGACAGUGGCUUGGGUCUUAGCAUGGGAGGCAGAAAGUGAACAGUAGAGACUGUGCAUGGCAAGAUGUAGAAGCGUGGGAAAUCUGGCUCAGGCUGCUGCAAGGCACUGGCAGCUCGCUUCCUGCAGACCUCAGAUCCGGAGCCACUGAGCACCCCUGCUUGGAGCAGAGCUGACCCGGGAGACGGGGGGACAGAGCUGGCCCGGGAGAUGGGGGAGCAGAGCUGACCCUGGAGAUGGGGGGGCAGAGCUGACCCG